GCAAGGUUGCUCAGACUGCAGCUGUGCUUGAGCUAUAAAAGCCCGUGGACUGCCCCAGUGCAGACACCAGGAGAGCUCCCAUUGUCCAAGGGGUGCUGAGAAGAUGAUGCUCUGGGAGUUCCUGCUGUUGCUGCCCCUGCUUGCAGGAAGCUCAGCUCUGGACUGCAUUGAGAUACCGGGGUCAUUAAAGCAGAUUGAUGUUGGGAAUGGGCAGGUGUUUGGAGUGAACAGCGCGGGCAAUAUUUACACGCUGCAUGGAAACAGCUGGGCCCAGGUGCCGGGCUCCUUGAAACACGUCACGGUUGGUCCUGCCGGAGUCUGGGGUGUGAACAACAACAACAACAUUUAUAAGCUGGUGGGAGGAAGCUGGCAACAGGUCACAGGGCUGCUCAAGCAAAUUGAUGCGGGUGGAGACAUGUUCGUCGCUGGUGUCAACAUGCAUGAUGACAUCUACUGUCUGUCUCGUCCAGCAACGGUCUCUGUGAACAGUGACUCUGCCUUGCCCUGGGUCAAUAUUGCAGGAAAGCUGAAGUACUACAGCUGCGGUGUGGGGGGCUGCUGGGGAGUUAACUCAGCUGACGAUAUCUAUUUCCGAUUUGAUGUCACCCCGGAUCCUUGUGCAGGAUCCAGGUGGGAGCACGUUCCAGGCAAGCUGUCCAUGAUUGAGGUCGGGACCGAAGGCUCUGUCUACGGCGUGAACAGUGCAGGACAAGUAUAUCGCAGGGAUGGAAUCACUAAAAGCAACCCCAUCGGCACCACCUGGACCCAAGUGGCCAGUUUCAUAUGCAACUGCAAACAUGUGUCCUAUGACCUGGGCCUGCUGUGGCUUAUCACUGACCAGGGCAAGAUUGUGAAAUGCCGGAUCUAAAUGAGACUCCCCCCACCAUCUCAGCCUCACAGUGAUUAACAGUGUCCAUUUAAACUCUCUCUCUCUCAAUCUCCCUCAGUGCUUAAUUUGUACCAGCGUGGGCUGAGCCCUGGCACCUCUUGGCUUGGCACUGCAGAGCCUCGGCACCUCUGGGUUUGCCAUGUCAGUUAUGAAAGUAACAAAUUGCUUGAGCCCCAGCACCUUUUUCAUUGCAAAUGAAGCCCUGCUCCACUGCCCUGUCCAGGUUUUCUACAUUCCUUCACCAGCCAGUGGUGUGAAGCUUUUGUUCCAAGGGUAAAAUCAAGUUGCACAAAAUAGAACCAAGAACGUUCAUCAUUACCUGCUCCUUCUCUGCCUCUGCUGCCCCCGCCCCCAGAUGCACAUGCUUCUCCUCUGAUAAAAUUCAGUGGCUGGAAACUGAACACAGCAAGGCCCAAGCUAAAAACAAAGGGCAAUGUUUUAGCUAGGAGGGAAGUCAACCAUACGAACGGAUCCACAAGGGAUGUGGUAAAUUCACCAUCACUUGGAGUCUUUCAGUCAAGACUGGAUGUCUGUGUAAAUGCUCUGAUAUACUCUGUAUCAACUGCACGCCGUUGGGUGCGAUGCAAAAGUCAUUGCAUGACAUCUGUGACCUCUGUUAUGUAGGAAAUCAGACUAGAUGGUCAUAACUGCCCCCCUUCUGGACUUUAUAUUUAAACUCUAAUGGAGCCGAUUGCAUUAGCAACACGCAAAACUGAGAUAGGGCAUAGGAAGAACUUCCAGUGAACGAGAAAGAAAAACAGAAUUUAAGUAACCCCCAAACUAGGUAAUUUUCGCUGCCUUUCUGCAAACUUCACCAUCACCAACGACCUGUGUUACAAGGUUCUCCCUCAGUUAGCCUGAUUUCAGCCUCUCCACUUCAGAAGGUCUCAGCAUGAUCAGUUCAUAAUAAGCAACCAGGGCCAAGUUAUUAAAAACACACUGUCCUGAGUUCUGUGCCAGAAGCUCUGCAUAUCCACCCCUCUCCCCCCACAUUUCCAUUCUGAUAAAUCCAAAUAUCUGCAUCACCAGAUUAGAAAGAAUAGAGGCCACAUGUAUCCAAGAGGAGGGCUGCCAAGCCAGAGCUGCUCUCUCUAGGCUGAGCAGGAAGGGCUGGCAAAGGUUUGAAGUUUUUGUCUUGCUCACUCUUGUUGGGGAAGCAGCUGGGAUUCCCCUCUGCUUGGGGCUGUGUUUGUGCCAAUAAAGUCUUGCAGCAUCU
Gopherus flavomarginatus (Mexican gopher tortoise) is the source of this 2105-nucleotide messenger RNA. Its product is annotated as fish-egg lectin-like. NCBI's taxonomy places the organism in Eukaryota, Metazoa, Chordata, Testudines, Testudinidae. The transcript is spliced from 4 exons. The coding region runs from base 104 to 868 and encodes 254 amino acids. The record is from RefSeq and is a predicted model, not a curated record.